UAUUUGCUUCCUACAUGUUCUUUGUUCCGUGUUACUCGGGUUAUUACGGUAAGGGGCCGCUGCCUUCGGACCACGCCCCCUCAGUGCAGCCACUGUGCGUCCAGGACAAACAGCUGUCACCCCGCGAGCUGUCCUCCUGCUGCUGGGACUGACUGCAGACACAAUUGACAGAGUCAUUUGUGAUUUGUGGGUGUGUCAUCUAAUCCCAUAAUCCAAGAGGUUAAAAUAGUCAGUGGUGUGUGAUGUCCGCUGUUCACAUCCUUUACUGAGAUAAAAGAAGUAAAACCACACUGUACAAAUCCUCCAUGGCAAGCACAAGUCAAAUGUUGCCUCAACACUUGAAGCAGAUCCGAGUCCUCAUGCUCAACGACAAGGAGAACUUAGAGAGGACUCUGUUCAGACUCGAACAAGGGUUUGAACUCCAGUUCCGCCUGGGCCCAAGCCUUCAGGGCAGGAGGGUUAUGGUGCACACCAACUACCCACUUGAAGGACAACCGUUUGACCGAAACAACUUCCGUGUUUUAGCAUGGAACUACCCAACAGGGAGAGAGGAUGACUCUGAUAAGUUCUGCUCUCUGGACCUCCAGAUAGCCGGGUCCUAUCAGUACUACUUUGGAUAUGGAGACACAGAGUGCUCAGGGAGAGGAUACAUCGUGGUCGACCCCGUCCUUCGUGUUGGAGCAGACAAUCACGUCCUCCCAUUAGACUGCAUCACCAUCCAGACCUACCUGUCCAAAUGUCUUGGACACCUCGAUGACUGGCCAGAUAGACUGAGAGUAUCCAAGGAGUCAGGUUACAACAUGAUCCACUUCACGCCUCUGCAGACUCUAGGAGAGUCCAGGUCCUGUUACUCUUUGGCGGACCAGCUGACCUUUAACCCUGAGUUCAGCCCAGAGGGUGAGAGCUACAACUGGGAAGAUGUGGGGGCUCUGGUGGAGAAGUUAAGGACAGAAUGGAACAUGCUGUGUAUUACAGACGUGGUGUAUAAUCAUACUGCUGCUAACAGUGUGUGGAUCAAAGAACAUCCAGAGUGCGGUUACAACCUGGUGAACUCACCUCACCUGCGACCAGCCUGGGUCUUAGAUAGAGCUAUCCUCCAUUUAACCACCAGAGUAGCAGAGGGACGCUACAAAUCUAAAGGACUACCUGCUGUCAUUACCAAUGAGAGCCAUCUGAAUGCCCUCCGUAGAGUGUUGUGGGAAGAUGUGUAUCCUGAGAUCAAGCUGUGGGAGUUCUUCCAGAUCAAAGUGGACAGUUCUGUGGAGCAGUUCAGAACUCUGCUCCAAAAAGGCACCGAGCCAGAUCGUAGUAAGACUGGAGGGAAGAAGGGCCUGAAGAUCACUCAGGACCCACAUUACCGUCGUUAUGGCAACACAGUGGACAUGGACUCUGCUCUGGAGACAUUUGUACCUCACAGCUCCUCCCCACAGCAUAUCGAGGACUGCUGUGGUUGGCUGAGACAGAAGCUUAACGAGUUGAAUGAAGAGCAGCACCACAUCAUACACCAGCAUCAGGAGCAGGCUGCCAACUGCAUUGUGGGAAAUAUAGUGUAUGAGCGUUUGGCUGACCACGGCCCCAAGCUUGGUCCCGUUAACAGGAAAAACCCUCUAGUUACCAGGUAUUUCACCUUCCCAUAUCAGGACAUGACUCUAGAGCAGGAGCUGCAGCUGCUUGACCAGCCAGACAAGACGUGUCAUUUCCUGGCUCACAACGGCUGGGUGAUGGGCGACGAUCCACUGCGUAAUUUUGCAGAGCCAGGUAACAUAUAUUAAACUUCUUAGAAUCAAGGAAAAAAAGUUUAAGGGCGACACAUAAAUAUACUGCAAAAAAGGGGAAGAGAGCCUCACUGCUCCCUCUGUCCAUCACGCUUUAUCCUCUUGCAUGUUUAAUGUUUGUAAAAUGAACGUUUCAUCGC
Molecule: messenger RNA, 1915 nt
Organism: Larimichthys crocea (large yellow croaker)
Lineage: Eukaryota; Metazoa; Chordata; Actinopteri; Sciaenidae
Product: glycogen debranching enzyme-like
Exons: 12
Coding region: 306-1772 (488 amino acids)
Biological process (GO): glycogen catabolic process
Molecular function (GO): amylo-alpha-1,6-glucosidase activity; 4-alpha-glucanotransferase activity
Source: RefSeq, a predicted model, not a curated record